GCGGGAAACCAAAAUGGCGAAGGGCUGUAGCGAAGUGAGCUGUGUUUGAGGCCGGUGUAAGGACGCUCACUCUAUCCCCAACCCUUGUCCCCAGGACCUCGGUUUGUGCGUGUGUAUGUGUGGGGUGCCUGGUGGGGCGGGUGCCCAGUAAGUGCUCGGACUCGCAGGGGAAGCGCCCACGGGGACAUUAUUGGUUGUUUUUUCCUGUAUGAAGCGGUUGGCACCACUGAAGUGACCGAAUGAGGUAAAGCUCAAGACUUUGUAAGUCCUACAUCACAUACAAAGAGCUCUGAAUUCUUAUAACUUCAAUCUUAAAUAUCACUGGACAACUAAGAAUCACUAAUUCGUUGAGGAAGGCCUGAUGCGUGAAAGGAGAGCCCAAGAUAAACAGAUGGAUAGACAAUGGAAAGGGUUUACUGAGAGCUGAACAGAGACUCUACAGGGGCAGGUAAUUCACUGGUCCACAAGCGGUCUCCUUUACGUCGAAACCAAAAGACCCCAACAUCCUUGACCAAGCUGUCUUUACAGGAUGGACAUAAAGUCAAAAAGCCAGCAUGUAAAUUUGAAGAGGGUCAGGAUGUCCUAGCUAGAUGGUCAGAUGGCUUGUUUUAUCUUGGAACUAUCAAAAAGAUAAACAUAUUAAAACAGAGCUGCUUCAUCAUAUUUGAAGACAGUUCUAAAUCCUGGGUUCUCUGGAAGGACAUUCAAACAGGAGCCACUGGAAGUGGGGAAAUGGUCUGUACAAUAUGUCAAGAAGAGUAUUCAGAAGCUCCCAAUGAAAUGGUUAUAUGUGAUAAGUGUGGCCAAGGAUAUCAUCAGUUGUGUCACACACCUCAUAUUGAUUCCAGUGUGAUUGAUUCAGAUGAAAAAUGGCUGUGUCGACAGUGUGUUUUUGCAACAACAACAAAGAGGGGUGGUGCACUUAAGAAAGGACCAAAUGCCAAAGCAUUGCAAGUCAUGAAGCAGACAUUACCCUAUAGUGUGGCAGACCUUGAAUGGGAUGCAGGUCAUAAAACCAAUGUCCAGCAAUGUUACUGCUAUUGUGGAGGCCCUGGAGACUGGUAUUUAAAGAUGCUACAAUGCUGCAAAUGUAAGCAGUGGUUUCAUGAGGCUUGUGUGCAAUGCCUUCAAAAGCCAAUGCUAUUUGGAGACAGGUUUUAUACAUUUAUUUGUUCUGUCUGCAGUUCUGGACCAGAAUACCUCAAACGUCUACCAUUACAGUGGGUAGAUAUAGCACACCUAUGCCUUUACAACCUAAGUGUUAUUCACAAGAAGAAAUACUUUGAUUCUGAACUUGAGCUUAUGACAUACAUUAAUGAAAAUUGGGAUAGAUUGCACCCUGGAGAGCUGGCAGACACACCAAAAUCUGAAAGAUAUGAGCACGUUUUGGAGGCAUUAAAUGAUUACAAGACCAUGUUUAUGUCUGGGAAAGAAAUAAAGAAGAAGAAGCAUUUGUUUGGGUUGCGAAUUCGAGUUCCUCCUGUGCCACCAAAUGUGGCUUUCAAAGCAGAGAAAGAACCUGAAGGAACAUCCCAUGAAUUUAAAAUUAAAGGCAGAAAGGCAUCCAAACCUAUAUCUGAUUCAAGGGAAGUAAGCAAUGGCAUAGAAAAAAAAGGAAAGAAAAAAUCUGUAGGUCGUCCCCCUGGCCCAUAUACAAGAAAAAUGAUUCAGAAAACUGCUGAGCCACCUUUGGAAAAGGAAUCAAUUUCAGAGAAUCCUACCUUGGAUUUACCUUGUUCUAUAGGGAGAACUGAGGGAACUGCACAUUCAUCCAAUACCUCAGAUGUGGAUUUCACGGGUGCUUCCGGUGCAAAAGAAACUACCUCGUCUAGCAUUUCCAGGCAUUAUGGAUUAUCUGACUCCAGAAAAAGAACUCGUACAGGAAGAUCUUGGCCUGCUGCAAUACCACAUUUACGGAGGAGAAGGGGUCGUCUUCCAAGAAGAGCACUCCAGACUCAGAACUCAGAAAUUGUAAAAGAUGAUGAAGGCAAAGAAGAUUACCAAUUUGAUGAACUCAACACAGAGAUUUUGAAUAACUUAGCAGAUCAGGAGCUACAACUCAAUCAUCUAAAAAACUCCAUUACCAGUUAUUUUGGUGCUGCAGGUAGAAUAGCAUGUGGUGAAAAAUAUCGAGUAUUGGCUCGUCGGGUGACACUUGAUGGAAAGGUGCAGUAUCUUGUGGAAUGGGAAGGAGCAACUGCAUCCUGACUGUAGGACUGAACAUUAUGUUCACUGCACUCUCAUUUUCUGUAGGUACAGUUCAAAGCCCUAAAGGAGUCUGGCUUUUACUAUCUUUCUUAAAAAAAAAAAAAAUAAAAAGUCAAAAAAAUUCACAAAAGGAAAUGAUACUAGCCUUAACAUGUACCUGUCAAUGUUAUGGAUAUUGUCAUAAAAAGCUAUCUUUUAAAAAUCAGAACAGAGACUUAAUUUUUUUAAAUCUUAAGAUUUGUAGAAUGUUUCUAGGAUAGGAUAUUAAAAAUGAUUCAAACCCAUGCAUGGUGUUAGAUAAUUUUUCUAAUUAUUCCAUUGAGUCAGUUUUUGUGAUUAGUGGUUAUCAGAGCAAACAGAUCAUGUAGAUAGAUAGCACAAGUAUUUGGAGAAACAUUGUCUGUUUUGUUACCAAAAUGUUGGAAAAAGUUUAUUUCAAUACCUUUUAGAUUUCACAAAGUGCAGUGUAUAUAAUGCCUACUAAAAGAUUGUAAAAUAUUGAAAUUUUCUUUCAAGCAAAGUGUAAAAAAUAUAUUGAGCCUGUAAAUUGCUCUGUGACUAGACUUCAUUGUCGUCUUAAUAUAUUCUUUGCAUGUGCAUAUAUAUACACACAUGUGUAUAUAUAUGUGUGUGAUUAUGUGACCUAUGCAAUACAAAUUAUGGGAAUGGGCAGCUUUGGAGUAUAUAUCCCAUAAUUCUUUUUUCAGGAAUAGUUGCAGUAUUUACACAGCAGCAUUUCUUCUCAGGCUUUUAUUGGGUGCUGUUGCUUGCUAUGUAUGAAGAGAAAUGUGUCAAACAAGUUUAGUGUGUUCUGAAGAAGGGUGUGAACAACAGUGUUCAUGGGCUUUUAGAAUGCUUUUCACUUUCAGUCCUUGUAACUCAGCUGUUCAGUACCUAAAACAAAUUCAAAUAAUAUGAACAUUAUCUCCUACUAGAAGUAACGUUUUCAAGUUUUCAUGGCACAUUAUGAUUGUAAAUGUCUCUCAGUUUUAACAGUAAGUCUGUAGGAGUCCCGUGAAGAUUCCUGAAAUGUCUGUAGUAACUGUUAGUCAUGUUGAAUAAGUGUAGUAUGAACAAAGUAUUUUAUUGCACAGGGUUAACAAACAGUAUGGUGCCUGCCAAGGCUACCGCUGUUUUAUUACAACAUUACCUCUUGUUUUUAUAAAAUGUACCAAGAUUUAAAUUGAUAACUUUAUUUUACAUGUAAAAAAAACAGUUUCUUUUAUCACCAGUGUUAGAGUUGUCUUCUGUUUCUUUUUGUUUUGUUUUGUUUGUUUGUUUUCUUUUUUAGCCAAAGAGUAAACAGAAGAAUAUUCUUAUUUUGGUGGCUAUUCAUUUCACCCUUAAAAGUGAUUGGUGGAUUUUAGCCUAAAAAUUGGGGAAUUUGCCGCCAAAAUGAAAAAUAUGUAAAGUGUAGUGAUUACAGAGUGGUAAAAAUGUGGGUUAGUACUUAUUUAUUCCAUUGAUUGAUUAUUUGACUGUUUAUAAAGAAAGUUGCUUUAUUUCUUUAAACAUCUUCAAAAGAUGAUCUUUUCUUGUCACAUUAUAGCCAAAAGAAGCAGAGAACUUCGUUGUCCUGCAUUUGGUUCCUGGUUGGCCAGGUAUAAAUGAGCUUUACAAAAGUGCAAAUUAAAAACUGUCACUUCUGUUUACCUCCACCAAAACUUGAUUUUCCCCUAGCUAUUAAUUUAAAGUUGCCUUUCCUGCAGCUGCAAUAUUUUGAAUAACACACAGAGUUUGUGUUGAUUUUGAAUGUUUGUUUAUAUCUAGGGGUAAUGUAAAAUGUAAAUCCCGUGUAACCUUAUUCACUCCACCUGUAUACAUAUUAUUUCAUUUUCCCCAAAGUCCUUUAAUUCUAACUGAACACCAGCAGUAUUUUUAGUAACUUUUUCUUUAGCAUACUUGGAAGAUGAUUUAUUAAGCUGAACUGUCUUUAGACGUAAUUAUUGUGAAUGUCUGUUUUAUUUUAUCAUGGUGGUUCACAUGGCUCUGAUGUUCAGUUUGUAUUUUUGGAAUUGCUUUACUUAGAAUUAAAACAGACCAACAUUAAAUGUGUGUAUUUUUUAAAGAGCUAAUGAGUUUUGCUUCUGUAUUUGCUUGAAAAUACACACUGGUGCAGUGGAUGACUGCCUUUAUUUAGCCAGGGAGCUAAGGAUUUUUCAGUUUCAUUGUAAAUAUGUUCACUGGAAUUAAUCUUUAUAAAACUUUGCUUACAUUUUCUUUUUGUCCCCAAAAUAAUAUAAUAAUUAUUGCAUGUUCAUCUUAAGUGAUCCUUUAAAAAAAUAAACUAUUUAGCCAGCUUGUA
Molecule: messenger RNA, 4513 nt
Organism: Equus caballus (horse)
Lineage: Eukaryota; Metazoa; Chordata; Mammalia; Perissodactyla; Equidae
Source: RefSeq, a predicted model, not a curated record